This is a messenger RNA of Psammomys obesus (fat sand rat), 6319 nucleotides long. RefSeq names its product cyclin dependent kinase 12 (gene Cdk12). The record is from RefSeq and is a predicted model, not a curated record. Gene Ontology annotation, biological process: transcription elongation by RNA polymerase II; positive regulation of transcription elongation by RNA polymerase II; protein phosphorylation. NCBI's taxonomy places the organism in Eukaryota, Metazoa, Chordata, Mammalia, Rodentia, Muridae. Gene Ontology annotation, molecular function: ATP binding; cyclin binding; RNA polymerase II CTD heptapeptide repeat kinase activity. The coding region runs from base 24 to 4325 and encodes 1433 amino acids. Gene Ontology annotation, cellular component: nucleus; cyclin/CDK positive transcription elongation factor complex. The transcript has 18 exons.
UUCUUCAGGCUCGGGGAAAGGGAAUGCCCAAUUCAGAGAGACAUGGGGGCAAGAAGGACGGGAGUGGAGGAGCUUCUGGAACUUCGCAGCCGUCAUCGGGAGGUGGCAGCUCCAACAGCAGGGAGCGUCACCGCUUGGUGUCGAAGCACAAGCGGCAUAAGUCCAAACACUCCAAAGACAUGGGGUUGGUAACCCCCGAAGCAGCAUCUUUGGGUACAAUAAUUAAACCUUUGGUGGAGUAUGACGACAUCAGCUCUGAUUCAGAUACCUUCUCAGAUGACAUGGCCUUCAAAUUAGACAGGAGGGAGAAUGAUGAACGUCGCGGAACGGAUCGGAGUGACCGCCUGCACAGACAUCGUCACCACCAGCACCGGCGGUCCCGAGACUUGGUAAAAACUAAGCAGACCGAGAAAGAAAAAAACCAGGAAGUCUCCAAAUCUGGAUCUACGAAGGACCGGAUAUCAGGAAGUUCAAAACGUUCAGUGGAGGGGAAUGAUGAUUAUGGGAAGACACAAAUAUCCAAAAGCAGCAGCAAGGAAUCCAGGUCGUCCAAACUCCACAAGGAGAAGACCCGGAAAGAACGUGAGUUAAAGUCUGGACACAAAGACCGGAGUAAAAGCCAUCGGAAAAGGGAAACACCCAAAAGUUACAAAACGGUGGACAGUCCUAAACGGAGAUCCAGGAGUCCCCAUAGGAAAUGGUCUGACAGUUCCAAGCAAGAUGACAGCCCUUCGGGAGCUUCUUACGGCCAAGAUUAUGACCUUAGCCCCCCAAGGUCUCACACUUCUAGCAAUUACGACUCGUAUAAGAAGAGUCCUGGAAGUACCUCAAGAAGGCAGUCGAUCAGCCCACCUUACAAAGAGCCGUCUGCUUACCAGUCCAGCACUAGGUCGCCCAGUCCCUACAGCAGACGGCAGAGGUCUGUGAGUCCCUAUAGCCGGAGAAGGUCGUCCAGCUAUGAAAGGAGUGGCUCUUACAGCGGGAGAUCACCCAGUCCCUAUGGUCGAAGGCGAUCUAGCAGCCCUUUCUUGAGCAAGAGGUCUCUGAGUCGGAGUCCAAUCCCCAGUAGGAAAUCCAUGAAGUCCAGAAGUAGAAGUCCUGCAUAUUCAAGACACUCAUCUUCUCAUAGUAAAAAGAAGCGAUCCGGAUCACGCAGCCGUCAUUCCAGUAUCUCACCUGUCAGGCUUCCAUUGAAUUCCAGCCUGGGAGCUGAACUCAGUAGAAAAAAGAAGGAAAGAGCAGCAGCUGCUGCAGCAGCAAAAAUGGAUGGAAAAGAAUCCAAGGGUUCACCUAUAAUUUUGCCUAAAAAAGAGAAACUUGAAGUGAAGGAGUCAGGGUUAGAGUCAAAAAAAUUACCCAGAGGUGGAAAGUCAGAAAAAUCUAUCCCAGAUACUGAACUGGUAAAUAUAGCACAUUCAAACACAGAGGUAAAAAAUUGUUUAGAGGCAGGGAAAGUAAAGUUGGAUGAGAACUUGCAGAACCAUCCUGUUAAGGAUUUGAAAGCACAGGGAACAAAGGACACUAAACCUCUAACAUUGAAGGAGGUGAUUGUUACUUCAAAGGAGACAGAGACAUCAGAAAAAGAGACCCUUCCACCUCUCCCCACAAUUACUUCUCCACCCCCUUUACCAUCUACUACCCCUCCACCUCAGACACCCCCUUUGCCACCUUUACCUCCACUACCAGCUAUUCCACUGCAGCCACCUCUGCCUCCUCCCCAACCACCAUUUAGUCAAGUUCCUGUUUCCAGUACUUCAACUUUGCCCUCUUCUCCUCACCCAAGGACAUCUACUCUAUCCUCUCAGAUAAAUUCUCAGCCCCCUGUACAGGUUUCUGUGAAGACUCAAGUGUCUGUAACAGCUGCUAUUCCACACCUGAAAACUUCAACAUUGCCUCCUCUGCCCCUCCCUCCCCUGUUACCUGGAGAUGAUGACAUGGAUAGUCCAAAAGAAAUGCUUCCUUCAAAGCCUGCAAAGAAAGAGAAGGAGCAGAGGACCCGCCACUUACUCACAGACUUGCCUCUUCCUCCUGAGCUACCGGGUGGAGAUCCAUCUCCCCCAGAUUCUCCAGAGCCAAAGGCGAUUACACCACCUCAACAACCAUAUAAAAAGAGACCAAAAAUUUGUUGUCCUCGUUAUGGAGAAAGAAGACAAACAGAAAGUGAUUGGGGGAAGCGCUGUGUGGACAAGUUUGACAUUAUUGGGAUUAUUGGAGAGGGAACCUAUGGCCAAGUAUAUAAAGCCAAGGACAAAGACACAGGAGAACUAGUAGCUCUGAAGAAGGUUCGUCUAGACAAUGAGAAAGAAGGCUUCCCGAUCACAGCCAUCAGGGAGAUCAAGAUUCUUCGUCAGUUAGUCCACCGAAGUGUUGUUAACAUGAAAGAAAUUGUCACAGACAAACAAGAUGCACUGGAUUUCAAGAAGGACAAAGGUGCCUUUUAUCUUGUGUUUGAAUAUAUGGACCAUGACUUAAUGGGACUGCUAGAAUCAGGUUUGGUGCAUUUUUCUGAGGACCAUAUCAAGUCAUUCAUGAAACAGCUAAUGGAAGGAUUGGAUUACUGUCACAAAAAGAAUUUCCUCCAUCGAGAUAUUAAAUGUUCUAACAUUUUGCUGAAUAACAGCGGGCAAAUCAAACUAGCAGAUUUUGGACUCGCUCGGCUCUAUAACUCUGAAGAGAGUCGCCCAUACACAAACAAAGUCAUUACUCUGUGGUAUCGACCUCCAGAGCUGCUUCUUGGGGAGGAAAGAUACACACCAGCCAUUGAUGUUUGGAGCUGUGGAUGCAUCCUGGGGGAACUGUUCACAAAGAAACCUAUUUUUCAAGCCAAUUUGGAACUGGCUCAGCUAGAGCUGAUCAGUCGUCUCUGUGGUAGCCCUUGUCCAGCAGUGUGGCCUGAUGUUAUCAAGCUACCCUACUUCAACACCAUGAAACCGAAGAAGCAAUAUAGGAGACGCCUAAGAGAAGAAUUCUCUUUCAUUCCUUCAGCAGCUCUUGAUUUAUUGGACCACAUGCUGACACUCGAUCCUAGCAAGCGUUGCACCGCUGAACAGACCCUGCAAAGUGACUUCCUUAAAGAUGUGGAACUCAGCAAAAUGGCACCUCCAGACCUACCUCACUGGCAGGAUUGCCAUGAAUUGUGGAGUAAGAAACGUCGACGGCAGCGACAGAGUGGAAUUGUGAUAGAAGAGCCACCUCCAUCCAAAGCUUCUCGAAAAGAAACUACCUCAGGAACAACAGCUGAGCCUGUGAAGAACAGCAGCCCAGCACCACCUCAGCCUGCUCCUGUCAAGGCAGAGCCUGGUCCUGUGGAUGCAGUAGGCCUUGGUGACAUCACACAGCAGCUGAAUCAAAGUGAAUUGGCAGUGUUAUUAAACCUGCUACAGAGCCAAACUGACCUGAGCAUCCCUCAAAUGGCCCAGCUGCUUAAUAUCCACUCCAAUCCAGAGAUGCAACAGCAGUUGGAAGCCUUGAAUCAAUCUAUUAGUGCACUCACUGAAGCCAAUUCCCAGCAUCAGGACUCAGAAACCGUAGCCCCAGAGGAAUCAUUGAAGGAGGUACCCUCUGUAUCUGUGGUCCUGCCUUCAGCAGAACAGACAACUCCUGAAGCUUCAAACACACCAGCUGACAUGCAGAAUAUGUUGGCAGUUCUCUUGAGUCAGCUGAUGAAAACCCAAGAGCCAGCAGGUAACCUGGAGGAAAACACCAGUGACAAGAAUAGUGGGUCACUGGGACCCCGAAGAACUCCUACAAUACCACAGGAGGAGGCAGCAGCAUGUCCUCCUCACAUUCUUCCACCAGAGAAGAGGCCCCCUGAACCCCCUGGACCUCCACCGCCGCCACCUCCACCCCCUCUGGUUGAAGGCGAUCUUUCCAGCGCCCCCCAGGAGUUGAAUCCCGCCGUGACAGCCGCCUUGCUGCAACUUUUAUCCCAGCCUGAAGCAGAGCCUCCUGGCCACCUGCCACAUGAGCACCAGGCCUUGAGACCAAUGGAGUACUCCACCCGAUCCCAUCCAAACAGGACUUACGGAAACACUGAUGGGCCUGAAACAGGGUUCAGUGCCACUGACACUGAUGAACGCAGUUCUGGUCCAGCCUUGACAGAAUCUUUGGUCCAGACCCUGGUGAAGAACAGGACCUUCUCAGGCUCUGUGAGCCACCUUGGGGAAUCCAACAGUUACCAGGGCACAGGAUGGCAGCAGCAGGGAUGGCCCCUGAAGAACUCAGGGACAUCUAUCAGUUACCUCGCAUCCAGAGCCUGUCAGUCUCAUUCACAAAACUUGAAGCCAGGUUCAGUGGAAGGUUCCACAUAUCCAAACACUGCAUGAGACACCAGAAGUAGAGGCCUGCAGGCUGCUUCCUGUCUUUAAUACCCAGAGCUGGCACCUCCAGCUUCCUUUCCUGCUGGUAGAUGUGGAAGCCAAGACCCAGAGAGGAGGAACGAGUUGAAUCCAUCCCUGAAGUUGCUUUAUGUUCUGGAUUUGAGAGUUCCUGGGAUCACGGGGCAAGAGAGGUGUUUUUCCUGAAUGUAUGUCUGCACACUACUUGGGUGCUUGGUGCCGGUGGAGGCCAGAAGAGGGCAGGGACCCCAGAAGAGGCCACGGAUCCCAGAAGAGAGCAUUGAUCCCCUGGAACUGGAAUUAUAGAUGGUUGUAAUUUGCCAAGUGGGUGCUGGGAAUCCAACCCAAGUCCUCUAGAAAUGCAACCAGUUCUCCGAACCACUGAGAAAUCUCUCCAGUCCCCUAUUUAUUUUAUAAUUAUGUGUAUACAUCUGUGUCUGCUUGAGUGCAGUUGCCUGCAGAGGUCAGAAGACCCCAGGAUACCCCGGAGCUGGUGUUAUAAGCAAUGUCAGCCACCUGACAUGGGUGCUAGGAACCAAACCCAGAUCUUCAGCAAGAACAAGUGCUCUUAACCACUGAUCCAUCUCGUCAGCCCUCAUCCUGUGCAUUUUUAAUAGUAGAAUUAUUAGACCAACAGAUACAAAUAUCCAUUCCCCAUUGUUAUGAUUAUUUUACUGAUAGAUUCUAAUGAGAAUAAUAUUUAAUAUUAAUCUUACUCUUUGUAAUGAGAAUAUUUCUUACGCUUUCUGCGUGUGUAUGUUUUGAGACAGGGUCUCUCUAUGAGUCCUUGCUGUCCUGGAACUUACUAUGCAUGCUGGCCUCUAGCUCACAGAGUUCUUCCUGCCUUUGCUUCCCACAUGCUGAAAUUAAAGGCAUACACCAACAUGCUUGGCCUUAAUCUUCUUUUUUUGAAUUCUACGGUGGAGACGAAAGGGCAAGGCACUGUAGAGAGGUUCUUUAUUGUAGUUGAUAGGUUGCUUCUUCUUUCCUUCCUUUCUUUUUCUCUUCCUUUGUUUUGCCUUUGUUUGUUUAUUUAUUUAUUGUUUUUUUCAAGACCGGGUUUCUCUGUAGUCUUGGCUGUCCUGGAACUUGCUCUGUAGACCAGGCUGGCCUUGAACUCAAAAGUCUGUCUGCCUCUUUGCCUCACAUGAUCCUUUGUUGAGACAAGCUCUCCUGUAGACCUGGCUAUCUCAGACCUGUUACGCAAGUGAAGAUGAUAUUGAACUUUUGAUCCUCCUGCCUCUACCUCCUAAGUACUGAAGUUAGAGAUGUGUUUUACCAUAUCUUGCUUUUUUAGAUUUUUAAGUGAAAUAAUUGUAGAUUGACUUUCAAUUGAAGAAAUAAUACCAAGAUCUGGGUAUAAUGGUUCGUUCUUGUAAUCCCAGCACUCAAGAGGCUAAAACAAGAGAAUUACCUAAAUUUGAGACCAGUUUGACCUACCGAAUGAGUUACAGCCAGCCAGGGGUAAAGUGAAACCCUGCCAUUACAAAAAACAAAGUAAAAGAAAACAGGCUGGGUGUGGUGGUGCACCUUUUCAGUCACAACAUUCAGGAGGAUUUUAUGAGUUUGAGGCCACUCUAGUGUACAUGGUUCUAAGCUAGUCAUAGCUAUGUAGUGAAACCCUGUCUCUAAAAAAGGGGCUGGGGCUGGGGAAAUGAUUCACUGAGCAGAUGUGUCUCCAUAUAACCAUGAGGGCCUGAGUUCACAUCUUCCACAGACACAUUUUUAAUCCCAGCUCUAGGGGGUAGAGUAGAAACCGGUGGGUCCCAGAAUUGCUGAGCAGCCAUCCUGACCAAUUGAUGGUUCUUUCGUUCAGUGAGUAAUCCUGUGUCAAAAAAUAAGGUGAAGAGUAAUAGAGUAAGAUACUCAUCAACCUCUAGGAUCUACAUGCAUGAUCACGUGUGUACCCACAGAGAUAGAUAUUUGUGUGUGUAUACAUGCAUAUGUACAUACACAUACAUACAUACAAAAACAAGAGGCCC